Zingiber officinale is the source of this 1619-nucleotide messenger RNA. RefSeq names its product formamidase-like. The transcript is spliced from 7 exons. Gene Ontology annotation, molecular function: hydrolase activity, acting on carbon-nitrogen (but not peptide) bonds, in linear amides. The coding region runs from base 65 to 1426 and encodes 453 amino acids. The record is from RefSeq and is a predicted model, not a curated record. Lineage: Eukaryota; Viridiplantae; Streptophyta; Magnoliopsida; Zingiberales; Zingiberaceae.
GCACUCUGCAAGCUCUGUUAAGGAUAGAUCUUGAUCCAACAACUUGCAGCAUCCAUUUCCACCAAUGGCUCCCCCCACCCCCAGACUUGUUGUGCCCAUAGAUGUGAAGAAAAGCCCUUGGGAGCAGAAGCUACCCAUCCACAACCGCUGGCAUCCUCACAUACCCCCAGUCGCAGAGGUGACCGAGGGGGAGGUCUUCCGAGUUGAGAUGUUAGAUUGUGUCGGAGGUCGAGUUGGCGAUAAUAACUCGGCUGAAGACAUAAAAUUUGUGGACGCGUCGAUAUCUCAUUGUCUUAGUGGUCCUCUAAGAGUUCUUGAUACAAAAGGUGUUCCUGCCAAACCUGGGGAUCUUCUAGUCGUAGAAAUAUGCAACUUAGGUCCCCUGCUUGGUAACGAAUGGGGUUUUACAGCAACAUUGGAUAGAGAUAAUGGCGGAGGGUUUCUAACGGAUCACUUUCCUUGUGCUACUAAAGCCAUUUGGUACUUUGAAGGAAUAUAUGCAUACUCCCCAAACAUACCAGGUGUUAGAUUUCCUGGUUUGACUCACCCAGGGGUAGUUGGAACUGCACCUUCCAUGGAACUUCUACAAACAUGGAAUGAAAGGGAAAAGAAACUGGUAGAAACUGACAUUCGAUCAGUGAAAUUAUCUGAAGUCGUACACCAACGACCGGUAGCACACUUACCAAACACAAGGAAUUGCCUCCUUGGAAAGGUAAAAGAAGGAACCCUCGAAUGGGAAAAGAUUGCAAAUGAGGCUGCAAGGACAAUUCCUGGAAGGGAAAAUGGAGGGAAUUGUGACAUCAAAAAUCUAAGUACAGGCUCAAAAGUGUAUCUUCCAGUAUUCGUGGAAGGAGCAAAUCUUAGUACAGGUGAUAUGCACUUUUCGCAAGGAGAUGGUGAAAUCACAUUUUGUGGAGCAAUAGAAAUGAGUGGAUUCCUAGAACUCAAGUGUGAGAUCAUAAGAGGCGGAAUGAAAGAGUACCUUACACCGAUGGGGCCAACACCUCUCCAUGUAAACCCAAUUUUUGAGAUAGGGCCAGUGGAACCAAGGUUCUCAGAAUGGUUAGUCUUCGAAGGAAUUAGUGUGGAUGAGGAAGGAAGGCAACACUUCCUUGAUGCAACUUUAGCCUUCAAGCGUGCUGUCCUAAAUGCCAUAGACUACCUCUCAAAAUUUGGGUACUCCAAAGAACAGGUGUAUAUACUACUCUCAUGCUGCCCUUGCGAAGGAAGGAUAUCAGGAAUAGUAGACACCCCAAAUGCUUUGGCAACUCUUGCCAUUCCUACAUCCAUAUUUGAUCAGGAUAUAAGACCAAAAUCUGGAAAAGUGCCAGCAGGACCUCAAGUGCUGAAGAGACUCCCAGAUGUUCUGAAGAGCACAUACGAUGGAGAUCUGCCCAUAACACAAAACCCGUCCAAGGAUAUAUGACUCUGCUGCUUUGUCUUCUCUGGGUUCUGAAUAAGUUCUUUAUCACAGCAUUCUAGCUAUCAACAUUAUCGUAUAUGGUUAUAACCCUGUUUGCUUAAAUUUAUGAAAACUACUCCAUGUAAUGGAUGUUUGAGCAUGAUAUGCUUGCAUUACACGAAUAAAAAGGCUUGAGAAAGCAGUUAUCCUCUUCUUA